Messenger RNA from Hermetia illucens (black soldier fly), 6065 nucleotides. RefSeq lists its product as uncharacterized. Bases 81 to 5852 code for a protein of 1923 amino acids. The transcript has 15 exons. Gene Ontology annotation, molecular function: transcription coregulator activity. The record is from RefSeq and is a predicted model, not a curated record. Gene Ontology annotation, cellular component: nucleus. Gene Ontology annotation, biological process: regulation of DNA-templated transcription. NCBI's taxonomy places the organism in Eukaryota, Metazoa, Arthropoda, Insecta, Diptera, Stratiomyidae.
UCGAGCAGCUGUUUGUUGUGCAUUGGCGGUUCUUUUGUAUUUUUCCAGAAAUUUUCUGAAUGUGCGUCUGUUUCUAGCAAAUGGAAAAGUCGCCGAGAAGUAAAGAAGUUGAACAACAGUUAAAUGAAAGCGAACCAGAAAGUGAUGAGAGCGAUACGCUUCGAAUAAGUCUGACGCCGGUUCGUCCUCCUGUGACGAGGGCGAACAAAUUAAAAAGGAAGCGUAAACAGUUAUUAUCCGACGAUGAGCUGCCGAUAGACAAAGCCAUCGAAGAAAAACUACAAUCGUGUGCCAAGAAAAACAACUUGACACCGGCGGAGAUGAAGAAGCUACUGAGGUCUGUCGUAAAGAACGAUCAUGUGCUGGCAUUGGUGAAGAUCCAGGAGGAGGUGGAGCUUGCCCGGGAGAAGGACCCGUCGAACAAAACAAACGACAGCCAACCAGGGUCAGACGACAAAGGCGAUAAGGAUGGAGCACCAGUUCCCAAAUUUACACGGUCGACGGCCAGGGCUUUGAAUAAAAAGCCACUGCCUAUUUCGGCGCUCAGUGAAAUACAGUUGGAGCCGGAAAUCGCUGCACUCAUUUCGGACGAGUUGCAUUCCGAUGAAGAGGACGAAGAGUACGAACCCAAGGAAGAGGACUAUGCGUCCGAUGACGAUCCCAAUACAACAAUUUCAGACAUCGAUUCGCAGCCUUGUACCCCCAAAACGCCUGCGACCCAUCACGAAGUUGAAGACGAUUUAAAUAGGAGUCAGUACACGGACGAUGGCCUGUUUAAAGUUCCGCGCCAGAGAACGGACAGCACAGCAUCUCAUCAUGAGGAAAUUAUCGCAAAACGAACUCGAUCGAAAGUUUGUUUGCAGGAGACACCGAUUGAGGCGAUCGAGUCCAAUUUCAUUCCGCCAGACAUUCCGACCGACAUGUAUGACUUCGAUGCCGAAAUAGACAAUGCUUGGGUGGAAUUUUUAACGAAUUUCUCAAAACCUUUAAACACAGAUGUACACCCCGAGGAAGAUGAUGAAGCCGAUCCGGAAUAUGUUGCAGCCGAUCAUGAACCAAUUGACAGCGAGGAAUUACGGAAUGUGAACAUAUCAAAAAAGGAACUGAGUGAUCUAGUUGCAGAGUUGUUUGAUGGUUUAGUUCAAGAAGGAGUCAUCCUAGAAGAUAUUCAACUUGGAACACCAAAAAAGUCAUUUGACAAAAGCCCGCAGAAGAAAAAAGCGAAAGCAGACUCAAAAAGCGAACUCAACUCGCCAGUACAUGAUAUAAGCUUAGUACAAAGCAGUAUACAAUCGAACCAAACGGUCACCACGCCCAGUAAAUAUAUGAAUGAAAGCAGUUCUCAGAUAAACGAAACAAGCUCGCAAAUAACACCGGUGGGAAGUAAUAUCGUAACAUCGUUUAGUCAACAAAUAAGUGCUGACAAGAUGAAUGCAACUAUCAGAGAGGAGUCUCAGUUGAAUGCCACAAGAAUGAAUCAAACUUUGUUCAAUCCGAAUAUAAUGUCCACUCCGAUGAACAUUACGAAUAAAGCGGCGCAAUUUGCACCUAAUAUACAGCAACCAAACGUUACGCCAAUAACAAGUUCCGUUGAAAAUGUGCAACAACAAUUGGUUGUAGCGGAGAUCGUAGAAAGUGACUCAGCUAUAGGUUCGCAAACCGGAGGAAGAGUAAUGUCUUCAAAUGGGCCGAUUCAAGUGAUGCUUGCUUCUAAUGAUGAGAAUCAAAGUGGAAUCAUCACUCUCAUGCCAAUAACUCUUGCUUAUGCAAGCCCAGCCAAGAGUGUCCUUACUGUGUUACCAAUCACGGGUGCUACCAAUUCGUUAAUAGCUACGUCAUUAGCGCUGACUUCUACCUCUACUAAAUCUAGUGAUGCAGUUGUGGCAAUGAAUAGUGGCUCCCUAGUUGUGGUAGAUAGUAGUCAGUCGUCGGUGAUAAGCACGUCGAAAACAACAAAUAUGGUUUCCUCCAUAACUAUCACAGAUUCACCGAAAGCGCAAGUAGAGCCACUCAGUCAGAAUGCUUCGAAGGGUGCCAAUGUGGAAAGUAGCACGGCAAAUGCAAUUGUCAUACAGCAACCUUCCGGAAUAACCGCAAACCUUACAAAAUCAUCGGAAAAUAGGAUGACAACUCCGAACAGCGCAACGGCUAUAUCGCAAACAGCUACUGCAAGUAAAACUUCUCAGAUUGCAUCUAGUGAAGAACCAGCUCCUAAAAAAUACCCAACUAAAGCAUUGGGGAUCACAGCGAAUUCUUACACGCUUUCAAAUUCUGGAACUUACCGGAACAAAUUGAAAAAGAAUUACAAAGAAAAAUAUGAGAAGCUGAAAGAAAUACAAGUACCCGAAGAACCGGAAUUUGAUCCAAACCAAACAGGCUUCACAAUCACGCAGAGGAAAAUUAUGGAGCAACAACUUAGAAUGCAUGUUCAGUUGAUUGCGCAAAAUUUUCUGCAAGUAUACUCACAUCCGAUAUUUUGGAAAUAUGGGACCACACAGAAAAACAUGUUAAUGGAGCUGGACAAGCAUCACGACAUCACUAGGAUAACAGCUUUCAAUAUUUGGAACCUCAAGCUAGCCGUGAGGCUGAUUACUGACUGGGAAAAAGAUCUUUCGAUUAACAACGCCGAGAACACGGCUUUGAUGGAAUUCAUCUACAAUGAAAUUGAUAAAGCGAAGAAACGUACGUGUGUGCAACGGUUUCCUGCACGCAUUAUGAGACAGAUUAUCCGCAGUCCUGUUUUUAUUUAUGGACAUUUACUACCAGAAAUGCCUUUCAGACCAACAGAACCAUCUUUCAACGAAAUGGUACCAUCCACGGAUCAAUUACUGGCGCAUUCCUUAUAUUACACUUAUAAAGAUUUGGAAGAAUAUGAAAGAAAAAUUCGACCAACUAAUCCGAGAAAAGUGCCACUAGCUAAAGUUGUGCGUUACAUUUCAGUGGACGGAGUUCAUGGGAAGAAUGUGGCCGGUUUAUGUGAAUAUAUCAGUCGUAAAAUGAAAGCUGAAAAUUACAAUCCAAUUAAGUUUUAUUUUGAGCAUAAGAAACCGCCACCGUAUAAGCAUAUUUUAUACGAGCUCGAUUUUGAGCACAUGCUUCGGCCAGAAGAUCGUUUAUCGCAACUUCCAAUGAUCUGGCAGGAGUUUGGUGUUAGGUUGCGUGCUUUGGAGAUAGAAAGGACAUGCCAUCCAUAUCGUUACACACGUGCUGUCAACUCUGUUCGUGAUUACAAUGAGCCUGCCAUUGACGUGAUUGAUUUGAACCUGGGCCACAAAACACAGAACACAUCUAACAUCACCAUUCAAGUGAAUUGCGUAUAUGAUUCCUCACAAAAUUCCAAUAGUACGCAGAACAGCAUUUUACAAAAUGACAGUAUCCAUUCUUAUAACGUGGCGCCUUCGUACGAUCCACGGCCUCCUGUAAUAGCGCAUCAUAGCCAGCAAACUCAUCAAGCGACGAAUUACGAGACGUCUUACAAUCAAACCAUAAGUCAGAGCAAUUUCUCCUAUUUCACGCAAAUACACGAGCCUUUGCCAUCUCUUCGUGGGGGCGAUCCCUUGGACAUAUAUAAAUUUAGUAGGAAUUUCGAAUCAUCCACUGAUAGUCGAGCGAGCAGUGCCAGUCCUGCGGCGCCAGAGUAUUUUGAAACUUGCCAUAGUGAGCCUCAGGUGCUGACAAACACUGCGUGUACUGCUAAAACCACCGAGCGCCAGGAGCCCGCAGCAGAACCACCUUUACCGAAGGGCCAAAAACUUGUGACCGACUACUUCAAAGUUCAGAAGAAAGAUGCAGAUCGAGUAGGAGUACUCAGUCUGAAGAAAAGGUGGAAACAUGUAAAAGCAAGACGACGACGUAAUGUAAGGAAGCAGCGAAAGUUCUUUAAGAAUUUAUUACAACGUCAAAGGCUGCGUAAAAAGCAGCUCAAGAGGAAGGUCUUCAAUUUACUGAUUGUGUACCAGGGGACGAUCCGUCGUACUCGCGAUCCAUACAAGAACCCUCUUUUGAAUCGAGUAUUUCGCCAGGUGAAGGCACUUGAACUGUACGCAGGUUUCCUGACUGCUUUGGAAAUGAAUGUGAAAAAAAUGAAAUCCAUGGAAGAUUGUUCUGCGAAGAAAAGUGCCACGGGCAAAUCUCUAGGUGACGAUGAAACGCCGAAAACACGCAAACCAUAUCGGGUGGGUGAGAGUUUGCGACAAAUGCUAUUGCCAGAAAGUAAAGAGGACACAAAUGAAAAGGAUGCAACUUUCGCCAUGAAUUUCUUCGACAAAGUGGAGGAGACAUUUUGUAGUGCAAAUCAGCAUGAACGGUACGAGUCAUUUCAAAAGAUUCUAAAGAACUUCGAUCCACAGAAAGAUCGAGUCACCGAUUUAUAUUAUAAAAUGGAAAGUCUAUUUCUGCCAGAGUAUCCCCAUUUGGCGGAAAUAUUCUUAGCGUUCCUGUUGCCGUCCGAGGCUAUUGAAAUUGGGAAAUUCUUCGAGCAUUUCAUGAUUACGAACAUGGGCAAUUUCAUUAACAAAUUGAAUAUAUUCUUCAACAAACAACCGGCCCAAAUUAAGAAGAUCUAUGGAGCGUUGAGUGAGUUGGCGGAAGAACAGGACGUGGGCAUGGAACAAGUGAAAAAUAAGAUUCUGCCUCUAUUGAAGGGCAAUAAAUUUUUAGUUGACUGGUUCCUGCAGACAUUUGAGACUGAAAAGCCGAAUCAAAGUAUUUCAAACAUAUACGAAACCAUCAACCUGAAACAGGUGGAAUCUCAACAAGGAGAGGCAGAAAUCUAUGAGACUGUACAACAAAAGGAUAUUGUGGAGGAGUCGACAGAUACCAAUUCAUGUCAGCUGAAGUAUAUAAAUGGAGGAAUCUAUUACGGUUCACGGAUAUUACUACCAGCAAAGCUUUCGUUCUUGGCGACUGAACUUAGCAAGUGUGAGGAGGACGAAGCUACGUCGCCUGAGGCAGAUGAUCGGCUGACAGGCACAUCGAAAUCAUGUGUGCAUGGUAUAAGAGAGUGCGCUGAGCGGCAACUUAAAAGCCAUCUGGAGAAAUGUGAUGAGGAGAAACGGUGUGAAGAUGAUGACGAAAAAGAUAAAGACAAAUAUACGCUGUGUGAUGAUAAUACAUUCAAAGCGCAUGCAGCUCGACUGAAUCCAGCGUUAUACCAUGCCCCACAACAUCUGCAUAUAAAUACGUGUCUAAAAUCGAAAUCCUCUGAAGGAGAAAUCUCGCCGAAGAAGCAAUGUCUGCAAAAACGUCGCUCUCCUAAAAAGAGCAUGCCCAAAUCCCCAACAGCUACAAAUAAAAAGUCGGCGAGCAUUCCAGAAUCUUCGAAAGCGUUAGGCAUUGCGAAAAAAUUGAAGUCCAUGACAACUACCGGCGAAGCUGAACCAAAUGUUAAUUUGAAAUCUCGACGGAAGCAACCAAAGGCCAGCAAAAGCAUAAGCAUCACCGAACCGCUUGAAUCAUUAUCUGGAAGCAACACUGCAUCAGAUGGAACAGUAUCCGACAGUGAUCGAUCUUCAUGCGAGCCAAAACGCAAACAAUCCAAGUUACAAAACUCACCUGCUCCACGUACUGACGAGCUGCAGCAACAGCAAGCAGGGCCAUCAACUUCGAUUUGCUCUCAAGUAGAAACGUUAAGUCCAAGUCCCACUCCAAAUAUUGUGGAAGAUAAAAUGCCUACGUGGACACGUGACGAAGAUAAAAUCAUCUUGGAAGAAGUCAAGUCCGGGUAUGAUAAUGAGAAUGCACUCGUAUCAAGGCUUCUAUUGAAAUUGCCUAAUCGGAAUGUGUUGGAGAUAACGAAGCGUCAUCAAUUCUUGAUGGAGGUAUUGACACGGUUGCAAGGGAAAGCAAGUUAACAAGUUCGAUGGCAGUGGAAAAUGAGCCGCAGUUGGAAAUAAUUUUGUAAUGUAUUUGCGUUUCUAUUAAUUUUAUGUAUUUGACUCAAAUUAUGUUAAGAAUUGUUUAUAUCAAUGGCAUUCUAUGUUAGAAUGUAUGAACUUUAUCAAAUCAUAAUUUUAUUUUGAUGCUUAAUGUCGAAAAUAAAGUUUUGUCUCAGUUUUACAUGUUAA